AUGAACGUCGCUCCAACAGGACCGCCAGUCCUACCCCCCGAGAUGCUCUACCAGAUCGCCGAACUGUGCGACUCCGACUCCGACGUGCUCAAUCUCAUGAACACGUGUCGCGAUCUGAACGCAAUCGCCUCUCGCUUCCUCUGCAAAGGCCGCGAAGCACACGUCUGUUCCUACCUCGACCUCCGUCUCCUCAUCGCCUUCCUCGGUGCAAAGGACCAAGAACGCUGGCGGCGCCUCGCUUAUCUGGACAGCGACAUCCGCACCGAGGACAGUGUGGAGCUCUACCUCUUGCUACAGCCCGACCUGGCGACUAUGAUGGCCGGGUUCACAUCCGUCAAGAUCCUCACGCUUAUGGACGUUGGAUUCGAAACGCUGUGGCUUCUCGAGGAGGCGUCUUGGGACGUGAACAUCGCCUUCAUCGGGCUCCUCCCCCGGUCCCUAUCUCCUCAAUUACCCAUGAAGAUCUUCCGCUCCCUGGGCAACAUGAGAGGCACGCUACGCGAAUUGGGCCUCGUCGGCUCGCGGAACGGGAUGUUCGCGGCCGCAGGCGACAUUCGGUUCGAGGCGCUCGAGCAUCUCCAUCUCUUCUUCGCGAACCCUCAGGAGCACUACACUUUUGCGCGGCAACUCCCGAACGUCGUCCGCAUGUUCCCAAACCUCGUGGCCCUCGAGAUGUACGGCUCCGACAGCACCCACCGGCUCUAUCACCUGUACCCGGAUCUGGACGAAGACAGCGAGCCCGAGGUUGAAGCCCUGGACGUACGCAAGCUCGCCCACGACAACGCGUCGUGGCAGCGCACCCACGGCUCCUGGAACGAGCUCAUCCAUCUCGUCGGCUCCCUCGCCUCCGUCUACGGCCUCGCGCCCCAGCGCCCCGUGUACGAGCUCCGGACCGCAUUCACCCGCCACGGCGACCCGCUCGCGGAGACCGCGAUGCUGGUGGAUGCGCUCGACGCGCUCAGCCCGCGCAUGCUCGACCUGCGUGUGCACACGUUCGCGACGGUCGAGCACCCCGGCUUCGCGAGCGUGUUUGCGCGCGAGCGCCUGCCGCAGCUGCGGCACCUCAAGCUCCACGUCUCCGAGGACGUGCUCGCGGGGGGUGAUCCGCAGCGCGCGCUUGUCUCGGUUCUGCACGCGCUGGAGAGCGCCACGAAGGAGCUCACGAUGCUGAGUAGCAUGUACGUCUAUUUCCGGAUGGCGAUGAACCCUGCUGCCACGCCGGAUCAGGCCCGUGACGAAGGCGAGGAGAACGUGGACCCGAGCGAGUCGACAGCAUACGUGCAAGCGGUCACGGCGCGGAUGCAAGAGUUCUUGCUCGGCGCGGCGGGUCCGACGAUGGGCAUGAAGGUCACCGUUUCGCGUGGGUCCGGCGAUUGCGAUGAAGACGAUGAGGUGUCGCACACGUUCUGUGGCUUGAAGGUGAAUAGUGUUAUGUAUUUCGACGCCGGCAUGGAUAAGCCGUGUGAAUGCGGAGGCGAUGGGGACGAUGGGGACGGGGAGGACAACGACGAUGGGCAGGACUAA
Molecule: messenger RNA, 1524 nt
Organism: Epithele typhae
Lineage: Eukaryota; Fungi; Basidiomycota; Agaricomycetes; Polyporales; Epitheliaceae
Exons: 4
Coding region: 1-1524 (507 amino acids)
Source: RefSeq, a predicted model, not a curated record